Messenger RNA from Chelonus insularis, 1029 nucleotides. RefSeq names its product SPRY domain-containing protein 7. The record is from RefSeq and is a predicted model, not a curated record. NCBI's taxonomy places the organism in Eukaryota, Metazoa, Arthropoda, Insecta, Hymenoptera, Braconidae. The transcript is spliced from 4 exons. Gene Ontology annotation, molecular function: protein binding. The coding region runs from base 252 to 830 and encodes 192 amino acids.
CAUGUAUUGUCAAAGGUUUCAGAUUCGCACUUCUGUGUUACAAAGGUUGUGUUUUUUUCUUUGCUUCUGUCAAAAUAAUGUGCGGUGCAUUUUCCAUAAACAUUCAUAUUAUUUUGUAAAACUUUGUUAAAAGUAUAUAAUACCCUUAAUUUAUUGGAAAAUCUGUAUACCUCGUAAAUAAUAUAUAAAUAAUAAUGCAAAUACUUUGUAAUUGUUGAUUAAAUUAUAUUAUAUAUUCGAUAUUAUCCAAAAUGUUUUGUUGUUUGCGAAACUGUUUUGAUGGCCUUGGUUUUUCGGCUGUAAAAACUCCACAUAAAGAAGUAAAUCCUAUCACACUUGACACAUCGCACAUGGGUCAUGAGGUCGUCAUAGUAAUGAAUGGGUUACGAGUUUGUGGACAAGGUUGUGCUCUAACUAAUGUUCCUCUAGUUCAAAGUAAAAGCUACUUUGAAGUAAAAAUUAGGCAAGAUGGCAUCUGGGCUGUUGGUUUAGCAACUAGAUCUACUGAUCUAAAUACUGGAGUUGGUGGUAAUGAUGCUGAAAGCUGGGCUUUGAAUUCUGAUGGCAUCAUUAGACAUAAUCAGCAAGAAAUCUGCAAAGUCCAAAAUCUCGCCCAAGAAGGGGAUAUUAUUGGUGUGUCUUUUGAUCAUAUAGAAUUAAAUUUCUACGUCAAUGGCAAAUCAUUAAAUGCACCAGUAAUGGGUAUUAAAAGUACAAUAUAUCCAGCUCUCUAUGUCGAUGAUGGAGCUAUUUUAGAUUUAAUUCUACAAGAUUUUAUCCAUCCAGUCCCAGGUUUUGAAAAAAUCAUGGUGGAACAAUCUUUACUUUAAUUCAGCUAUUAUAUUUAUUAUAACAAAGUAUAAAUAUUGUUUUUGAUCGUAACAAAACAUAUGGUAUUAUAAAAAUAUUUUGCAAAAGUAUUUUAAAGAGAUUAAAGAAUUAAUAAAUCUAUAAGAAUUGUAUAAAAAAAUAUAAUAAUUUAUUUAAUUUUGUUCACGAUGUAUUAAAUGGUGUGUGUGAGUGUGAUUG